Molecule: messenger RNA, 4388 nt
Organism: Dryobates pubescens (Downy woodpecker)
Lineage: Eukaryota; Metazoa; Chordata; Aves; Piciformes; Picidae
Product: mitogen-activated protein kinase kinase kinase 3
Exons: 17
Coding region: 146-2008 (620 amino acids)
Biological process (GO): protein phosphorylation
Molecular function (GO): protein kinase activity; protein binding; ATP binding
Source: RefSeq, a predicted model, not a curated record
CGUGCCGAGCCUCGCCGUGCGUUGGGACCGUGGUGCUCGGGGAAUGGCCCUCCGCGGGUAGCCGCAUCGGGUGGAUGCUUGAGAGUGGAGGAUAAGGUACAAGUGUCUGGGACCGGUGGAAUGGAGGCCUGAUGUAGAUGGAAAGAUGGAUGAAGAAGAAGCUCUGAACUCUAUUAUGAAGGAUUUGGCAGCGUUGGGCAAGUGUGGGGGGCUGCUGGACAACAACAGGAAUAAGAACAUUGUCCACUCCAGCAAGCAGCGAAAUGUCAGGAUCAAGUUUGAAUAUGAAGGAGAGAAAAGGAUUAUCCAGUUUCCAAGACCAGUCAAGUUCAAAGAAGUGGUGCAGAAGGUGACGGAUGCUUUUGGACAGACGAUGGACUUGGUCUGUGUGUACAAUGAGCUCCUGAUCCCUCUGAAAUCCCAGGAAGACUUGGACAAAGCGAUGGAACAGUUGGAGCUGAGCCCUUCCCUGAAGAGCCUGCGGAUCCUUGUGAGUGCUCCAAAGAAAGCGAAUCUCCUCCAGCCGAACAACAGUAAACAGCAUGAGAUGAGGAUCUCCAGGUCCAUGGGGGACAUCAUGGGAUCCCUGUACAAAGACUCCGAGAGGACAAGGAAGUAUUCAACAGGCUCUCUGCACACUGGCCGGAGCUCUCCACCUCCAGGGAGUGUCCCUGAGGAGCAGCAGCAGAUUGCUCGUCAAGGAUCCUACACCAGCAUCAACAGUGAGGGCGAGUUCAUCCCUGAGACCAUGGAUCAGAAUAUGCUUGAAGCUUUCAUCAGCCCCGAUGAGUCACUGUCUGGGAGCUGCCAGUCGCUGGACAGAUCUGUGGACAGCCCUCCCUUUACCCAAACCCCUGUUCCUGGAAGGAAGACCCAUCCCAAAGACAGCCUUGAUUGCAUGGAUUUUGACAUCCCGUUCUGUGAGAGGUUUGGGAAAGGGGGGACCUUCCCCAGGCAGUACCACCUCUCCCAAAGCCGCAAGGACUACAGUGACGGCCGAAGGACUUUCCCUAGGAGCUACUUUCCACAGGAGAACUUGUUUCAGCUUGUCCCCUCCAGCAGAACCAAGAGCUUUAAUGGAGACAGCAAGCUCAGCACCUUGCAGUAUGAUGAGUACAGGCCCAAAUGGUGGAGCAAUUGUGAAAAAGGUCUGCAGGUCUUCAGCACCUCCCCUACGAAAGCUAGGAACUCCCUGCAGGCACCUGUGAACUGGAGGCUGGGGAAGCUGCUUGGAAGAGGAGCUUUCGGGGAGGUUUAUCUCUGCUACGAUGCUGACACUGGCCGGGAGCUGUCAGUGAAGCAGGUGCCUUUUGACCCCGACAGCCAAGAGACAAGUAAAGAGGUGAAUGCUUUAGAAUGUGAGAUCCAGCUGUUGAAGACUCUUCGUCACGACAGGAUAGUGCAGUACUAUGGGUGCCUGCGGGAUCCUGAGGAGAAGAAGCUGUCUAUCUUUGUUGAAUACAUGCCAGGGGGAUCAAUAAAGGACCAGCUAAAAGCUUACGGUGCUCUGACUGAGAACGUCACACGGAAGUACACCAGGCAGAUACUGCAGGGAGUCUUCUACUUACACAGCAAUAUGAUUGUCCACAGGGACAUUAAAGGUGCCAAUAUUUUGAGAGAUUCUGCUGGAAAUGUGAAACUCGGAGAUUUUGGGGCCAGCAAACGCAUCCAAACCAUCUGCAUGUCUGGGACUGGGAUUAAAUCUGUCACGGGAACACCGUACUGGAUGAGCCCAGAGGUCAUCAGUGGAGAGGGCUAUGGAAGGAAAGCUGAUGUGUGGAGCGUGGCCUGCACCGUGGUGGAGAUGUUAACGGAGAAGCCGCCGUGGGCAGAGUUCGAAGCCAUGGCAGCCAUCUUUAAAAUUGCCACCCAGCCGACCAACCCCCAGCUCCCCGAUGGCGUCUCCAACGCCUGCCGCAACUUCCUCAAGCAGAUCUUCGUGGAGGAGAAGCGGAGGCCGACGGCCGAGGACCUGCUGAGGCAUCCCUUCGUCAACUGCGGGCUCUGAGCCCCGCCAGCGGGGAUGGGGAAAUGCCGGCGGGAGGGGGGCGGCCGCCGGACCCGCGGCCUCUUGCGCUCUGUGGAUCAGACCCUGGGCUGUCCUGGCGGUGGCCCCCGCAGGUCCCUUCUUGCUGCUUGCUGGCUCAGCACCUGCCGUGCCCUUGGACUUCCAAGCUGUGCUCGGGACUGUCGGCUCCAGGAAUUCGGACCGUGCGGGUGCUGGCCUCGGACCAAGGAACCUCCUUGCCACCAGCAAUGCCAGGGUUGUGCCCCCUUGCUGUGUUGCUUAUCUCUUGGGAAAAGUGCAACCAAAAAUGGGAUCUGUCCUCUCUCCAGCAUGACAGUGAUGCUGGCAGCAUCCCCGGGACUGGUGGAGGAAUAAGAUGCUCGGUGGCGAUCUCCACCUCUCACAGGGGAACAGACAGGAGCCUCAGCCACGCCGGAGGAGAUGAUCCUCAGACUGCAGAGUCGGGGGGCACCCAGGUGUCCCCAUUCACAAGGGGACCAAACCCUGCUGGAGGCCAUGGGACCAGGCAGCGUCUCCAGCGGGGUGGCGUUCAAUACUGUUUGUGCCUUAAGCGGUUACAGUCCAGGAGUGAUGCUCGACUGGGCACAGGGCAACGGGGUUGGGCGCCCUGGUGCAGCGGCCCUGGUGCAGCAGCCAUGCUGCCUUUGCCUGUGUGUGUGCCUGCACGUGUGUGUGUGUGUGAGUCGUGGUGGAAGAGGUCUUCUCGGGGCGCAGGAGGUCUCUGCGGGGUACACCCGUGGACGGAUGCCUGGGACCUUUUUGCCACAGGCUGUGCAGAAGGAUGUUUCAGUGCUGUCGAUGCCUGCAGUGGGCAGGGCUGAGCACCAAGCAGUUCGUGCUGGGAAACAUCAGGGAUCAGGUGGGAGGUGGAGGGGUCUUGGUGAGGGCAACUCUCUGCUUGUAGCCAUAACCCUGCUCUCCUGUGCCCCUGCUGUUAACACUGGGGCUGGAGGGAUGCCACUGCAUUUUGAAAGUGGAGCUGCAGGAAGAGCCCUGUCAGUCUCCAUGAACCCCAAGUGGGUGCCUAAAAUUAGGCAGAGAAGAAUGGUGGCUGCAGAUCUGGGCUGCCAAGGGCUGAGUGCCUUCUCCUCUGUGCCUCAUGGAAUCAGCCCCUGGUGAGGGGAAGGGGGAUGUCAUCCCCAAGAUAGUGCCCAAGGGAGCAGCUGCAGGACCACAAGCCUCAGACCUCAGAGCUGCAUAGGCCGAGGGCAGCUGGAACCAGGUUUCUUCCUGCAGUAUAUUGGAAGUCAUAGGAGAAAAAGCAGAGUUGGGCCUCUGACCAGCACUAACCUACUGGAAAACAGGGAGCAUGCACAGAGAUCCUGGAAACUAAUGAAUUAAUCAGAUCUUUGGGCAAAUUAGUUGCACCAUCCCACUUCCCUGCUGCCUUAGCUGUUUCCACCUGGCUCAGCAAAGGGUUAAAUAAGCAGUCACUGGGGGGCUGCCAUCUUAAAACUACUUUUAGUUGAAAAUGAGAAGAGUUGCUUGGACUGAAGAGGAAAUUGAGAAAUUCAUUUUUCAUGUGACUUCUCACAUCCUUGAAUUCUUCCUAGUGGGAGAGAUCAAGACUUUGCACUGCUGGGGUGGCGGUGGGAGUGCUUCCUUGUCCACAGCUCAGGAAAGAGAAGCUAAAAUUGAAGUUCUUUCAAUUAAAAAAGAAAAAGAAAUGUGGGCAAAUUAAAAGAAAUAGCUAGAAGGAUUCCCUGUGAAAUCAUCUGUGAAGCUGCAGAGGCCUCUUCUUGCCCAGGCUGGGCUCCAGUGAAGCUGGAGGUCUGGGGUGAGGCAGCACUGGGGUUUUGUUCCAGCUGAGCACGGUGGUGAUGGGCAGAUUUCCUCCAGCACGGGGGUUAAAGUCGUCUCCUUUCUCUGAGGGGGAAUGAAGAAUUUUAUUCUGUGAAUAGGACCAAAUCCAUCAGCCUGUGCAUUAAUAUGGGAUGGAUGGAAAGAGCUAUAAGAAAAAAUAAAAUAGUAAUUAUUGUAGGCUGGGAAGGGUUUUGUCAGAAGAGGGUAACAAAGUGUGUUUUCACCACAAACUAAAACCAAAACCAACGAAACCAAAACAAAACCCAGACAAUUUCAAAGCUGUUUUCUCUUUCAUUCAAUCUGUUCAGUUUUUGAUUUGUUUUUCUCAGCCCUUCAUUGGUGGGUGGGUGCUUUCCUUCUUCCCAAAGCCUAGAGAGCAAAAUGGGGCUCCUGGGCUGGGGCUGCCCCAAAACGCUCCCAGGGCCCUCAAACAGCCCAAAUCCUCCCGUGGAUGGAUGCGGCUCGUCUGUGAUGUGUGCCUGGGCCACGUGUGUGUGAUGUGUUGGUGUGUGUGGGGGUACACCCUCUGUGUGUGUGGGUACACCCUCUGUGUUUG